Lacerta agilis (Sand lizard) is the source of this 3371-nucleotide messenger RNA. RefSeq names its product zinc finger protein 850-like. Gene Ontology annotation, biological process: regulation of cytokine production; regulation of immune system process; negative regulation of transcription by RNA polymerase II. NCBI's taxonomy places the organism in Eukaryota, Metazoa, Chordata, Lepidosauria, Squamata, Lacertidae. The transcript is spliced from 3 exons. The record is from RefSeq and is a predicted model, not a curated record. The coding region runs from base 56 to 2542 and encodes 828 amino acids.
GUGGCUACUCUUACUUUUCUGAAGGCCCACCUGUAGUUUUCCCUCUGAGUGAAGCAUGCACUUACCUUUUUCUCUCGUAGGAGACAGAACGAUGCCAGCAAGACCUGUUUGUCCAUCUUUUCUUGGUGGCAAAGGGGACGCUGCCCCUGUGGAACCAGAGCAGGGUCCAGUUUGCUUUGAAGAUGUAGCUGUCCAUUUCGCAGAUGAAGAGUGGGCGUUGCUGGAUCCUGACCAGAGAGCUCUGCACAAAGAAGUCAUGGAGGAGAAUCGUGGGAUCUUGGACUCUCUCGGUGGUGAUGAAUUCGAGCUGAAGAACGAGGGAGACCACGACAGAAUCCACACAGUGGGGAAGUCAUAUCCAUAUUCCGAGUGCAGAGAGAGCUUCAGUCAGAGCUCCCAUUCCACUUCAAAUCAAAGAAGUCCCCUUGAGAAGAAGCCCUAUCAGUGCUUGGAAUGUGGAAAGAGCUUCAGUCAGAGAAACCAGCUCACUGUCCAUCAGAGAAUUCAUAAAGGGGGGAAACCCUAUCAGUGCCAAGAGUGCGGGAAGAGCUUCGGUCAAAAGGGCAGUUUAACUUCCCAUCAGAGAAUUCAUACAGGGGAGAAACCUUAUCACUGUUUGGAAUGUGGAAAAAGCUAUAGUCAACAAGGCCAGUUUAUUGUACAUCAGAUAAUUCAUACAGGGGAGAAACCUUAUCACUGCUUGGAAUGUGGAAAGAGAUUCAGAAUGAAAAGCCAUCUUAAUGUCCAUCAGAGAAUUCAUACAGGGGAGAAACCUUAUCACUGCUUGGAAUGUGGAAAAAGCUAUAGUCAACAAGGCCAGUUUACUGUACAUCAAAGAAUUCAUACAGGGGAGAAACCUUAUCAGUGCUUGGAAUGUGGAAAGAGCUUCAGUCAGAGCAGCCAGCUCACUGUCCAUCAGAUAAUUCAUACAGGGGAGAGACCUUAUCACUGCUUGGAAUGUGGAAAGAGCUUCAGUCACCAAAGCUACCUUACUGUACAUCAGAUAAUUCAUACAGGGGAGAAACCUUAUCACUGCUUCGAAUGUGGAAAGAGAUUCAGAAUGAAAAGCCAUCUUAAUGUCCAUCAGAGAAGUCAUACAGGGGAGAAACCCUAUGAAUGUUUGGAAUGUGGAAAGAGUUUCAGUAAGAGCAGCAAUCUCACUGCGCAUCAGAGAAUCCAUACAGGAGAGAAACCCUACCAGUGCCAAGAGUGCGGGAAGAGCUUCAGUCAAAAGGGCAGUUUAACUUCCCAUCAGAGAAUUCAUACAGGGGAAGCACUCUAUCAGUGCUUGGAAUGUGGAAAGAGCUUCACUCGAAGAGCCCAGCUUACUGUACAUCAGAGAAUUCAUACAGGGGAGAAACCUUAUCAGUGCUUGGAAUGUGGAAAGAGCUUCAGUCAGAGCAGGCAGCUCAAUCUCCAUCAGAUAAUUCAUACAGGGGAGAGACCUUAUUACUGCUUGGAAUGUGGGAAAAGCUUCAGUCUCCAAAGCUAUCUUACUGUACAUCAGAGAAUUCAUACAGGGGAGAAACCUUAUCAUUGCUUCGAAUGCGGAAAGAGAUUCAGAAUGAAAAGCCAACUUAAUGUCCAUCAGAGAAGUCAUACAGGGGAGAAACCUUAUCAGUGCUUGGAAUGUGGAAAGAGCUUCACUCGAAGAGGCCAGCUUACUCUACAUCAGAGAAUUCAUACAGGGGAGAAACCUUAUCAGUGCUUGGAAUGUGCAAAGAGAUUCAGAAGAAAGGGCAGUUUAACUUCCCAUCAGAGAAUUCAUACAGAGAGAAAACCCUAUCAGUGCUUGGAAUGUGGCAAGAGCUUCAUUCAGAGAAACAAGCUCAGUGUCCAUCAGAGAAUUCAUACAAGGGGAAAAACCUUUCUGUGCCUAGAGUGCGGGAAGAGCUUCAAUAAUAGGGGUAAUCUCGCUUCCCAUAAAAGAAUUCAUACAGGAGAGCAACCAUAUCAGUGUGAAGAGUAUGGAAAGAGCUUAAGUCAAAAGGACAGUUUAACAUCCCAUCAGAGAAUUCAUACAGGGGAAAAACCUUAUCAGUGCUUGGAAUGUGGAAGGGGCUUCAUUUACAGGCGCCACCUCACUGUCCAUCAGAGGAUUCAUUCAGGGGAGAAACCCUAUCACUGCUUGGAAUGUGGAAAAAGUUUCUGUCAACAAGGCCAGCUUACUGUACAUCAGAGAAGUCAUACAGGGGAGAAGCCAUAUCAGUGUUUUGAAUGUGGAAAGAGCUUCAGUCAAAGAGGCCUUCUCAGUGUCCAUCAAAGAAUUCAUACAGGGGAGAAGCCAUAUCAGUGCUUGGAAUGUGGAAAGAAAUUCACCCAGAGCGCCCAUCUUACAACCCAUCACAAAAUUCAUACAGGGGAGAAACCCUAUCAGUGCUUGGAAUGUGGAAAGAGAUUCAUUGAGAAGGCUAAACUCAAGAUCCAUGAAAGAAUUCACAGCAAGGUUAAACUGUUUCAGUGCCAAGAAUGUGGAAAGAGCUUCGGUCACAGGGCCAGCCUCGUUUCCCAUCAAAGAACUCACAUUGGGGACAAAUUAUAGUAGUGACUUUAUACAGAUUUAAUUUUAGGAGACUUCAGUUCGUAUGACGUGAGGAUUGCAGCUGGGUUCUUUGUCACAUCUUGUGCCUCAUAUUAAUUCCUACUACUGUGACUUGCAAGUUUUUGGCCGAGGUGUUUAAUGCCUUCAUCACAGUUUCCUUUCUCUUGGCAGAACAAGAUGAGCAGGUGACAGCAAAGGUUGCAAGCUUUUUAGCUGGGGCAAUUAGAAUAAGAGGGAAUAGAAUCUCAUUGCAUUGUUUCAAUAGAGUGUUGCAUCCCAGGUACAAAGUUUCCAUCCUCAUUUCCGUCGCUGAUUGUAAGGCGGGAGAAGCACGGUUAUAUAGUGACAUCUAAAGGAUAUGGUACUAGACAAAGUUUAUUUGAUGUACAGUGGAACCUCGGGUUUUUUUUUAGCGUCUUAGAAGUUGAACGUUUCUGUUUUCGAAUGCCGAAAACCUGGAAGUAAUUGCUUCCAUUUUCGAAUGCGCCUCGGACAUCGGAUGUCUUCCGCUGCAUGUUUUUCAAUUGUUUCCUUUGAACCUUGGUUUUCAAACGUCUUCUGGAACGGAUUAUACUUCUGCAUGGUGAUACAAAUAGUUAUAUGUAUGUUUAUUUAGAGGUUCCACAUAUCACAAGGAAGGUUGUAUUUAUUUGGGAAAGUAGCAAAUACUAGAAGGAAAAUGCUUUAUUAGAAUGAAAAAAUAAUAUAGUAAUACCAAAGGAAAUGGGGUUGGGAAGGGGUUGACGAUGUUUUAAGGCAGUGUUUGACCUCAGAGUUCAGGUCUCAGUCCUUUCAGGGUGCAGUUGGCAUCAGUAUAGUAGUAGUAGUA